AUGAAUGGGGUAAAAGCUUGUUCGAGACAUAUCACUUCUCGAUAUCUGGGAGCUCGUACAGUACGACAAUCGGUAACUCGAUCCUUCAGUUCGACGACCACUAGCCAUGCAAAGACUGACAGUAACCAUCCUGAUUCUCUCAAGUUUGUCAGCCAUUUCCAGAGCCCUGUCGUCCAGCAACUAUGGGUAGCUCGGCAAGAAGCCAAGGCGAAUGUGACUGCAACGGAUCAAUCACUACCUCGCGUGCCAAGGCAAUCAACGACCAGCGUAUCGUACCCCUUCUCGACCAACGAGUUUCUGAAAGAGUCCUAUCGGAAUCCGUGGGGGCAGGUUCGCUUUGGAAAGAUUUUGGAAGAUUUGGAUGCUUUGGCUGGAAAUAUUGCAUUUGCGCACGUCCAAGAUCCUGCCAUGACGAUUGUCACCGCUAGUGUUGACAAGAUCCAUAUAUCGAAGGUAUCGAGCUUGGAAACAGAUUUGGUAUUGUCAGGAAAGGUGACGUAUGUCGGUUCCAGCUCUAUGGAGAUUCGGAUGCAGUGUCGCAAUUUGGACGACUCGGAAGAUGAGUACUGGCUGGAAGCAUUCUUUACUUUUGUAGCGACUGAUCCCGAAACCAAACGUCCCGUCAAGAUUGCUCCCCUGAAGCCAGAAUCACUGCUGGAAGAACGGCAUUUUGCCGCAGGCAAGCAAAGAGCCACUGCGAGAAAGGAAGCCCGAAAGGCACGCAAGGAAGCUUCUGGGUCGAUCGGUGCUACAAGUGGAAAGUUUGGAGCGAUUGCCAAGGAUCUCAUGGACCAAGCAGGACCGGUCAUCAAUAUGCCCAGUAUUUCUUCCCCAGAUAAAAUUCUCAUGGCCCAAACCGAACUGCAGAAUUGUGAACUUGCGCAACCACAAACUAGAAACAUGGCAUCUCAAAUCUUUGGCGGAUUCCUCAUGCGGAAAGCAUACGAGCUGGCCCACAGCACUGCUUACAUUUUCGGUGGAACCUUGCCCACUUUUUAUGAAGUAGACGAAGUUUCCUUUGGCAUGCCAGUCAACGUAGGAGAUUUACUCAAGUUCAAUUCUCGAGUAAUGUACACCUAUACCAGUUCCGACAAAUCAACACUCCGUUGCUUUGAUGGGCUGUCGCAAACAGUGUCCGUGGAAGUGGAAGCCUGGGUGAUUGACCCAAUUCAUCACUCCGCCAAGCUGUCCAACAAAUUCUAUUUCACCUACGCGAUGCCUUCUGAUGUUCCACUGAGACGGGUCUUGCCGUCCAAUAUGGAAGAAGCAAGAAAGAUCGCCACACGAAUGCAAGCAGAUCACAUCCAAGCACUAGAAUAA
Cylindrotheca closterium is the source of this 1320-nucleotide messenger RNA. The record is from the annotation of a GenBank genome assembly. NCBI's taxonomy places the organism in Eukaryota, Bacillariophyta, Bacillariophyceae, Bacillariales, Bacillariaceae.